ACACGUGACGAGCCCUGCUGAAGGCUUUUAGAGGAGGUUGCCUGUCCCCGGAGGAGUGUCACCCACGCCUCCCGGGAGGCAGGAGCACAGCAGCGCCUCUCCCGCUGCCCCUCGCCGCUGCCAUGGCCGGAGCAGCCGUGGGGAAAGCGGGGCCGGAGCCCGACAGCUCCGAGGAGGAGCUGGAAGCGAGGGAUGCACCCCAGGAGUGCUACAGGCAAGGUUUGUGGGUGUCCCAAGGCAGGGAAGCAGGCGGCAGCCAGGGGGACACGGAAGGGAUGAAGGUGAGGAAGAGGAGCAGGCCGGUGCGCUCCAAGGCCAGGAGGAUGGCUGCCAACGUCAGAGAGCGAAAGAGGAUUCUGGACUACAACCAAGCCUUCAACGCCCUGCGGCUGGCCCUCAGGCACGACCUCGGCGGCAAAAGGCUUUCCAAAAUCGCCACCCUCCGGCGAGCCAUCAACAGGAUCGCGGCGCUGUCGCUGUCCCUGCGCGGGCGCUGCUGGCCCUGUGCCCACUCCGAAUGCCGCGCCCGGGCCGGGGUCCCAGCGCAGGAGCCGGGGCUGAGGAGCAGCCGCCCCCCGCUGCCCUGGGAGCCCCUUUCUGCCGGGACACGGCGCCCUCCGUCCCCUCCGUGCGCGGCGUUUCCCCCGCAGAGGCAGCUCCAUCCCUACGAGAGCCCGCAGGAGAAUCCCCCCGUGCCCAGCCGCGCCUGCUGCUCCGGCGGGCUCCAGCAGCGAUCCACGGGCAGCCUGGCAGAGCCCCUGGCCGGGGCUGUGCCCUGGCAGCCGGGCUGCUGCCAGGGCUGGGGACAGCAGCGCAGCCUCCCCACGCACUGAGCGGCGGGGCCGGGAAGGGGACGGAGCCGUGGGACACACGGGGGGAGCUGGGCGAGGGAGGGGAGCGCUGCUGGAUGUGCAGCUCGGGCUCAGAGAGCCCCCGACACGCUGUACAGGACCCUGCUGCGUGCCUCCCCUCUGCGGGAGAACUGCGGGAAGGUGGGAAAUCCUCUGGAAGCGCCAACUCGGUUCCUUGCCGCGAGGUCUCGCUGCUGCUGCUGAUCUCCGCUGUUAUUUAUUCUCUCUUGCUUGCUCUGCGAGAAAACACGAGUUCCAAAGCCAGCAGCAGGGCAGUGGCUGUUGAUGUGUGUGGGAUGGACAGAUGGGCCGUGGGGAUCACGCUAAAGCCCCCGGCUGGCGGGUGCCGCCGGUGAAGGAGGGGAGCAGGAGCAGGGAAAGGUUACUGCCCUGGCACUUUUGACGCUAAGCUCAUUGGUACAGACGUUUGUGCCUGGCAGAUUUGCGAGGCCGGGAGGGGA
This is a messenger RNA of Passer domesticus (house sparrow), 1312 nucleotides long. RefSeq names its product basic helix-loop-helix family member a9 (gene BHLHA9). Gene Ontology annotation, molecular function: DNA-binding transcription factor activity, RNA polymerase II-specific; RNA polymerase II transcription regulatory region sequence-specific DNA binding; protein dimerization activity. Gene Ontology annotation, biological process: regulation of transcription by RNA polymerase II; developmental process. The transcript has a single exon. Lineage: Eukaryota; Metazoa; Chordata; Aves; Passeriformes; Passeridae. The record is from RefSeq and is a predicted model, not a curated record. Bases 123 to 833 code for a protein of 236 amino acids.